Molecule: messenger RNA, 845 nt
Organism: Hypanus sabinus (Atlantic stingray)
Lineage: Eukaryota; Metazoa; Chordata; Chondrichthyes; Myliobatiformes; Dasyatidae
Product: tumor necrosis factor receptor superfamily member 5-like
Exons: 6
Coding region: 29-679 (216 amino acids)
Molecular function (GO): protein binding
Source: RefSeq, a predicted model, not a curated record
CUGUCCAUUUCCCCUUGCAGGGCGCAACAUGCUGGUGGCAGUGAACUGCUCGGCCACCCAGCGGACGAGGUGCCGGUGUCGCCCGGGCCACUACUGCGUGGGAGGUCCCGGCUGUCCGGACUGCGAGGCUCACUCCCCCUGCGGGCCAGGCCGACAGGUGACCCAGCCAGGGACUUUGUCGAGAGACACUGAAUGUGGGGAAUGUCCCCUCGGGACGUUUAAAGCUUUCUCUUCACUGGAGCCCUGUCAGAACCACACCAGCUGCCGGGAGAAGGGUUUGACAGAAAUCGCCCCAGGAACCGACAUUUCAGAUGCAGAGUGCGGUCCCGCUCUCUCGCACGCGCCCACAGACGUCGUACCGGUGGCCCCCACCAAAUCGGAACAGCUGGAGAUGGAUGGACGGGGCAUCCUCAUCCCCGUGCUGAUCUUGUCCUCGCUGUCCGUCUGCUCGUUCCUCAUCCUUCUGUUGCUGGGAUUCCGCAGGAGGUUUGUCGCAGGGAGGACAGAGAAGAAUCAGUCGCCGGCAGACGCAGACCAGACGAGUGUGGAGUCAGACCGCCCGCUCCUGGGCAGGGGGACCGUCUUCCACGAGCCCCACCGGCAGACGAUCCACGGGCCCGAGCAAGUGGACAGACACCGGGAGAGUCAACAGACGCAACAGCAGCAGACGGGGGGCUGACGGCGGGUCAAUGGGACGUCCCCGCUUCUCCGGGGGCACCUUCCUCCCCAGAGAGCAACCCGGGGCAGGCCAGAGGAAUACUGGGGACUGCAAGGUAUGAUCCCAUGACCCUCACCCAUCUCCACUUCUCUGAAACCACGCCCUGUCCGUCUCCGAAUCUCCCCCC